CUUUAUCUUCGACUUUGAUGACCACUGUGGAAAAUACGUUAGGGUUCUCGUACUGGAAGGAAACUCCACCUGAAAGUUGGGAUCCGUUAGAUUACCACAAACAUUGGGUCACAAGUGGCCAUGCGCCCUCUAAGGGACAAGUGAUAUUGGCAGCCAAAAAACAGCUCAAGUGGCUGAGUAUGCAUGGAAGUCAUCAAGAACGACAGAGAGCCUUAGUGGUAUUAGCCAAGCAUGAAGUUGAUCUCAAGAAGAAUGGACGGAUAUACCAAUUUUGGGGUUCGGAUGUAGUUACAGAGACACAAAUCCGAACGACCAGGUCGAGAUAUAAAUUGACAGUGGCCAAUGAAGUUAUCGAGCAAAUGACUAGCAUAGCACAAACGGCAACCAAAGAUGUUAAAAGGUCCUUGAAGACGAUAAAGUGA
This is a messenger RNA of Paraglomus brasilianum, 422 nucleotides long. The record is from the annotation of a GenBank genome assembly. NCBI's taxonomy places the organism in Eukaryota, Fungi, Glomeromycota, Glomeromycetes, Paraglomerales, Paraglomeraceae.